Molecule: messenger RNA, 6543 nt
Organism: Sus scrofa (pig)
Lineage: Eukaryota; Metazoa; Chordata; Mammalia; Artiodactyla; Suidae
Gene: RNF149
Product: ring finger protein 149
Source: RefSeq, a predicted model, not a curated record
CCCGGGUUCCGGGACCUCCAAGCGGCAGAAAGGUGGAGACGCUCUCAAGCACUGGAAGAUCUCCGCCCGAGCGCACCUCACUGGGGUCUGCAGGGGGGGAGGAACUGGCCCAGGCCCCGCCCCCGCCCCUCCGCCGCUCCGCCAGGUGCGCGUGCGCCGCAGCCCCGCCCUCGCCGCGCCCCUCCCGUCCCUCCUCCAGGUGCGCGUGCGCCGCGGCCCCGCCUGCCGCCCGGACUCUCUUUUCCCGGGCUCGGCCGCCGGCGGCCGCUUCUCUGCUCUCCUCAGAGCCCUUGUACGCGCGCUCCCUCCGGCCCUCCGGGAGUCGCCCGGCGGCAGGGGCCAUGGCGUGGCGGCGGCGGCGGCUCCAGGCCCGCGGCGCGUUGGCGCUGCUAGCGCUGGCCCUGUGCUCCCCCGGCGCCCGGGGCCGGGCACUCGAGUGGUUCUCGGCGGUGGUGAGCACCGAAUACGUGGACCCGCAGACCAACCGGACCGUGCGGAGCGUCUCGGAAAGCGGCCGCUUCGGCGACAGCUCGCCUAAGGAGGGCGCGCACGGCCUGGUGGGCGUCCCGCGCGCGGAAGACCGCGACCCCGAGGGCUGCGAGCCCUACACGCGCUUCCUCGUGCCCGGCGUUCAAGGGGCCGCGCCUUGGGUCGCGCUGGUGGCGCGCGGGGGCUGCACCUUCAAGGACAAGGUCUUGGCAGCGGCUCGAAGAAACGCCUCGGCGGUGGUCCUGUACAACGAGGAGCACUACGGGAACUUCACUUCGCCCAUGUCCCACGCGGGAACUGGAGAUACAGUGGUCAUUAUGGUUAGCUACCCAAAAGGAAGAGAAAUUUUGGAGCUGGUGCAAAAAGACAUUCCAGUCAAAAUGACCAUAGGGGUUGGCACCCGCCACGUCCAGGAGUUCCUCAGUGGUCAGUCAGUGGUGUUUGUGGCCAUCGCCUUCAUCACCAUGAUGAUCAUCUCCUUAGCCUGGCUAAUCUUUUACUAUAUCCAGCGCUUCCUGUAUACGGGCUCUCAGUUUGGAAGUCAGAGCCACAGAAAAGAAACAAAGAAAGUUAUUGGCCAGCUUCCUCUUCAUACUGUAAAGCAUGGAGAAAAGGGAAUUGAUGUCGAUGCUGAAAAUUGUGCAGUGUGUAUUGAAAAUUUUAAAGUAAAGGAUGUUAUCAGAAUUUUGCCAUGCAAGCAUAUUUUUCAUAGAAUAUGCAUUGACCCAUGGCUUUUGGAUCACCGCACGUGUCCAAUGUGUAAACUUGAUGUCAUCAAAGCCCUGGGAUAUUGGGGGGAGCUCGAAGAUGGGCAGGAGGUGCCGGGCCCGGAACCUGCCCCCGGGGGCGUUUUGGCUGCAGACCUGAGUCUUUCAUUACCGGAUGGUGACAGAAGUGACAACUCGGUGUCAUCCUCCACCAGCGACAUUGUGCCACAGUGUGACGGCAGUUUCAAAGAGGACACAGGCGAAAACACAGCCUUACUGGAAACAGGCAGGAGCGAGCCUCAGCACGGAGGACCAGUCUCCUAGCAAACGCCCCGCAGACGGUGUCACGGACAGAGCUUGGGCUGGAAUUAAAGGACAUUUUAUUUUGUUUACUUUAGCAGAGUUUGUAAAUGUGAAAAUAAUGUACAUUCUUUUACCUUUCAGGUUCUGAAACAUACAGGGGCUAAGAGAGUUUACUCUUAAAGAGACUUUUUGAUUAGUCUUCAUAUAUUUAUCUACUAAAAUAUAUCAUUUAGGAUAAACAACAUUGUUUCAGGCUAUUGUAGAGGGGCAGCUGGGGGCAGCCUUCCAAUGUAUAGGACAGCUGGUCUUUCUAAGUCCUAGGCUGGCUACCUCGUUGCUUUAAAAAUAAGGUGAAUUCUGUUUUCUCACGGAUGGUUCUAGACUAAUAAGCACACUGAACUUAGACUAGUUGAAAUGGAGUUUUGUAAUUAUAUUCGGCAGUUGAUCACAUGAGUUUCCCUGGAGGAAAGACUUUUUAGAACAUUAAACUUGGAAAUAUGAGAGGAAUCUGUCACUUUCUCUGUAUUUCCAAACCUCAGCGUACUUUCAUUAUUGCUUUUUAUUUGGAAUUACGAGAAAAGCACUGGUUGACUUUAAGAUUUGCAUUUCUCCCAUUUAUUGCCUACUUUCUCCUAACAGCCUUGAUGGGGAGGGGAGUUUGUCCAUGUUUUCUACAAUAAAAAAGCUAAGAUUCUGUAUUGCACACAAGUAUUGAGUUUUUCGUUGCUUGUUAAGUGGAGGAGACAGACUCUGAUCCGGGGUUUAUUUGGGCAAAUGACAAAUUUGUUGGUCCCAACUGCCGUUUAAUCUUCACAGUUAAAAGGGUAGUAGAUGUGGACUUUUAACUGUUAUUAUAACAAAAUAAAUGAGUAACCAGUUCUUGUGGCGCAGCGGGUGAAGAAUCCAGCAUCACUGCAGUGGCUCAGGUUCAAUUCAGGCCUAGAGUCUUGACAUGCCAUGGGCGAAGCCAAAAAUAAAAAAUACAAACAAAAAACGAGUAACCGGUUUUCUUGAUCAAUUUUAAAGUAAACUUAAUGACAGUGACCUUCUUCAGGCCUCUCUCCACUUGACUCUCAUUUGCUGUUCCUCCUUAGAGAACAGAGCAGGCAGGAGCAGGCUGCUGUCGCUCCUUUGGGGGCUAAUCUCUAAGCUUAUAAUGUGAUUAUGUAAACACAUGCCCUGCUCUGUUCUCAGUUCUUAGAGGAUGUGACGAAGUGCUGUUUCUUUAGAACUUGAAAUUGUCCUUUGACACUUCCCAACGCCUUACUGUAUAUAAUCUUUAUUUUGUGGGUAAAAAUGUUUAUCGAGACCAUAUAAUUUUAAAUGAUUUUUCUUAUGUAAGUAAGAUAUAAAGUCUGUAUAGUUUGUUUUUUUCCAACUACUUACUACACUUUGAUUCCAGCUGCUCAGGGAAGUGCUAGUGGAAUAAACAGUGUUAUUGAAGUAAAUUGAGGCCAGAUUCCACAUGAGGCACUAUCAGAAUAGAAGUUCUUAACUUUGAGUUCUCACAUCAACACGCAACCUCAAUAGGUUUCCGUAAUAAUCACUUAUCUUUGAAAUCCGGCUCUGUGGUUUAGUGCGGAUAGGAAAAUAUGUCCUCAAUCCUAUACUAAGUAGAUUGUUUGCUCUUUGUAUUUUUAAGACACAUACUUGGGGGGGGGUAUGCUUCAGUUCUUCCCAAGAGCCAGCGAAGCUGAUUUUUAAAAAUAUUAUGAUGGAAUAAGGUAAAUUGUUUAUUGAUAAUUAUGGAAUUGUGAUUUAUCAGUGAGUGGCUUCAACUUCAAAAGUUGAAACCCUAGGGAGAUUCUACUGUGGCACAGCAGGUUAAGGACCAGGCUUGGGUCACUGCAGAGGUGCAGCUUCAAUCCCUGACCUGGCACAAUGGGUUCAGUAAGGAUCCAGGUUGCCACGGUUGUGGCAUAGGUCGCAGCUGAGGCUCGGGUUUGAUCCCUGGCCCAGGGGCUUCCACAUACCAUGAGUACAGCCACAAAAGAAAAAAAAAAUAGUUUGAACCCUAAAUUAUAAAUAGAAGGCAAUUAUAGUAGUCUUAGCUCUGGAAACACAAGUCUUUUAACAGAUGAAGUCAGAGAAAAGAGUCUUCAGGACUUUGAAAGGAAGUUUCCUUUGAUGAUAGGCUUUUCUUAGAUGGAAAUAAACAUGCUAAAGGGUCAGAUAUUCCUACAACUUUUGCUGAAAUACAGAGUUGAUAAAAUGCUGGCGAUGUGGGGAAUGUAAAUGCAGAAAGAUGAGCAAGUCAGAGCGAUUUAGUUAAGGUUGUAUUAUUUAUGGCAGUAAUCACUUUCCUUUAAUGACUGUCAAAACAUCUGUUUGUUCACAAAUAAUGUAGAUGUUUUUUCUCUUUAACUGUGAAUGCCUCGGGAGGACAGAGCCAGGACCCAGGAGCUGAGUACCGACCCCUGCCCCGCACCUAUGUUGCUGCUGGAUUUCCCACCAGAGGCCGUGACCUCCAGCAGGUGUACACACAGCCCCCGUGGCAGGUGAUUUGAAGAUACUAAAAGCUAGAAAUUAGAGCUAAAAAAUCCAAGAAUUCAAGAUGUGGCUUAAAAAAAAAAUAACGGUUAAACUCUACUCGUCUGGUUACACUUGAUUGCAGUUAUUAAAUCCCAGGAUUAUUUCUCUUAUUUCAGGUCCCCACAACGAGGAAGGAUAAAGUUACACCUGUGUCUGCAGUCACUGUGCCUAAUGUGAAGUUCAAGGGUCAGGCACUGUCAUGAUGAUUCAAAACCUCAUGGGCAGUAAGACCUUCACAAUGUCUUCAUUUACUCUCUCACUCCAGCUUUAACAUUGGAACCUCAGGAAAAUGGGAUUCUUGCUUUAUCAGGAGCCUGUGACUUAAGUUUUAAGCCAGACCAGGCAUCCUGCUCCAUCUUUAGUGCAAGAGACCUCAUCUACUUUUGAGUAUUAACUCUGGGGUGACGCUCCCCUGUGGAUAAUCAUGAGCCAGACACCUAGAGGAUGUUCUUUCCAAGUUCUUACCGAAAAUUCAUCUAAAAAAAAAAAGGUCAUCCAGGAAAGCAAAAUGUUGCCUUAAGUAGGUAAAAUGGGGUUUGUAGCCAUUAAGCCAAGCAAUCCACUCAGGGUUUGAAGAAUCAGGUCACAGUACAGUGCAGCAAUGGAGGGGGGCUGGAUGAGGUAUCACUUUGACAUCUUGGUCUCAGAAGGUGCCUCCCCAGUGUCCAAAGUCUUCAGCAAGCGGAAGAGGCCGGCAGCUUCUCGUAUCCUGCUGAACUCGAUGCAGAAGGCCUGCACCUCUAUAAACAAGUCCUGCACGUUGAUGAUUUUGUUACGGAUCAGGGACUGGAGAAAAACACACACGAGACGCACCAAACGAUUCUGAAAGAGAAACAAGUUUUAGUCUUUUUUUUCUUGGCAGGCAUUUAUAAAAUUUACAGAAAUUUCUAUUACUUACCUGCAUAUAUUUAUCCUUAAUUUGUUCACAGGUAGAAAUGCAAUUUGAUAUAUAAAGGUGAAUAAAUUCAGGAGGCAGAUCAACAGCUGUAGUAAGUCUGUUUCAGAAAGUAAGUUAGGGCUGUUAAUUUUAUUUGCUAAUAGCAUUUAAAAGCACCAUUAACCACGUGAACUCAUUCAGUGAAAAUUCUGCUAUGUGAUUCGGUUACCUAAUUUUAAAUGGGCAUAUGCAAGUAAACCUUGAGGCCACACCCCCUCAGUUUCACACACAUACUACUAGUGGAGCACGGAGCACCGUGUCCCUGUGUGCUCUUGGCUGAGUCACAGUCGUCCUCCCAGCUCUGCUGGCCUCGGCAGUUACCCUGUUCACUUAGCUACCAUUUACUAAACCCUGACUCCGAGUGAGGGAAGCAGAGUCAGUAACUGAACAGCACAGUGCAAAACCAAGUAGGGAUGGGGGAGGGGGUGGGCAUGGCCUGGCCUGACCUGGCCAGAAAGACCUGGCUGGAAUGUAGCCAAAGGCACAAGACCUGAGAGUCUUGCAGAGGUAGCUGGUAUUUUCCAAAGGAUCUGUGGAGUGUUUUAAGGGGGAAAACGGUGGAGGGGGAAUUCCAUGCUCAGAUAAAGGUGUGCUGUGCUAACUACACGGUAUAAAUUUCUGAAAGAAAUUCUAAACUUCUGCGGCUAUAGAACUUUUUCCCACAGUGCUCCUAGGAUCCACUCAGGGUGGGCACUGGGAUGGGGGCACAGAGCUGACCCUUGUCCUGGAAGUCAUUGCUACUUUUCUUGGACCAAGAGCCUAGGGGACAGUAAGCUAGCACUCAGCCUGGUCAGCCCAGGACCUGACAGAAAGCAGACCCCACCAAGAGUGAAUGUUCACAGCAGGAAGGGGCCGGAAGAGGAGGCAGAAAUAGCCAACCCCACCAGCGACAGGAAAUACAAGCUGAAAGAAAACAGCACGCUUUGAGCUGCCUUCUGCGGGGCACACACUGGCAGCCACUCAGCUUCCAGCCAGGCUCUUCCUGCCAGCUGAAUUACUGAGAAGGGCAGAUUUUUCAGUCCAUCUUAAGGAGGUUAAAAGAUGUUAAUCCCCCAGUUACAAACGAGUGGUCAAAGGGUGUGGCCUAAAUGAAGUUCAACUGCCUGAUCUGCUCAGAAUGGAUCUCCCCACAGAGCAGAAAGACCAUGUAAUCUAGUCCCCAAGCAGGACACCACAAGAAAGCUGUGCAGCUUCAACUGGGGCUUCGGGCAAACCUACACCUAAGGCUGCCCUGCGUACAGAGAGCGAACCAGACGAGAGGCUCCCAAUCCCAAGCUUGCCCCACGCCUGUUAAACGUGGAAUUUACCCAAACAUAUUGGUAAGGAAAAUGAGGUGUAAAGUCACCAGUCAGAGCACCUCAGGGGGGGAAUGCUGUUUACCUGACAGUUGGGACAGCAGAGCAAAGAAAGGCCUAAAGACCAGCUCAAGGACUCGCAGGCAGGCAUGCCCAGAACCUCCCCCGCUCCUAGACCAACACUCUGCCGUGAUAACAAGAAAUACAGUAGGAUCUGUAACUUGUGUAGAGAUAAUAUAUGGCUAUAUAUAAGGAAAUAAAUUCCAGCAAUUAAGUUUCA